UUCCAUCAAUUUUUGAUGAUUUUUAAUAAAAAUACACAUACCUGUGAAAGAAAUACAAUUGAAAUCGAUGAAAGGGAAUAUAUCCAAGAUAUCUUCAUUGAACAAUUAUCCCUUUUCACUCAUAAAAUUUCACAGGAACGAAAACAAGUUUCUUACGGAGAUUUGUAAUGGGAAAUGUUUACAUCUUUUCUCUAUUCGGAAUACACUCGGAAUACAUCGCGCAAUUUUUUAACAUUAUCAUCCGGGCUUAAUAAUGGCUGAUGCAAUGCAAAAUUUCCGUAGACUUUCAAUUUUUGGAUGUGUAUUGAAACCCGAAGCGGUAGAGGGGGCGUUUCAAAACAGAUAAUCUGGACAUUUUUCAUAUUAGUGGAUGAACGUAGUUUGAGCACAAAGGCUGAAAGAAAAACACUCCAUAAUAAAAGGCGACAAUGCCUACUGUAAUUGCUCUUGAUGUGUCUCUGUCUAUGAGCAGACCUGUCGUAAUUCCGGACUGUACUGAAGAAUACCAAAGAAAGCAUCUAGCUAUUCAUGGAAUUAAUAGCUUUUUAGACUACCUAUCUAGUAACUUUAAAUUGGAGUUUACCUCUCUGUUGGUGUUUUCAUAUCUGUGGGAACAGCUUGUUCCAUUUACAAGAAAUUAUGAGUCCAUUAAGUCUGCCCUAAAUAAUGUGGAGGAGUACAACAAGUCUUGUAUUGAGGCUGCACUGACAGGAGUGUCAUCUGUGGUCACUGAAGAGUGGAACUCUGUCACCCCUUCACAGGUGAUCCUUGUCACAGAUGGCAAAACAGGCAUUGGUCACAGAUCCCUGAAAAAUUCCCUGGAGACCUGGGAUCAAAGGGAAUCAAGUGGAGAGGACAAGUUCCCUCUUCCCUUCAAAUUUCCUUGUAAAUUACACAUCAUGGUCAUCAGUAAUCCCAAUGACCCAGAUCUGAAGAGUUCUUUCCCUUUGUUUGAAAAACUGAUAGAGAUGAAUGGACAGGGAGGAGAGGUGUGUGUACCAGACAAUGCCCUAACCCUACAGUCAGUGGAAGCCAUGUUUACAAGACUGCAGGAGAAGUACUUCAAACCAUACAAUGGAAUAUUGAGAUGUGGAAACUUCAAAUGUUCAAUUCAGUUAUUUCCUCCCCCAGAUCCAUAUAAUGUGGUGGAGGAAUUUGAAGAGGUGCAUCAGGAGGUGGGCUCCUGUCUGGAGAUCCUGGGCUUUGUGGACAUCGCCGACGUCGCCAGUCCUCAAGCCCUUUCCCGACAUCUGGUCCUCCCUCUCCCCUCGAAAGAACUCAAGGCUGCUGACAAUGAUUCUGAAAAUAAAAAGGAAGAAGAAGAAUCAACACAAGAAGAUGGCAAGAUUCCAAGCUUUACUGUUCUUCUUCACGGAAGUUUGAAAGUAGAAGGCAUGGUGGCCCUUGCACAUGUUGCAGAAAAUUGGUAUGGGAUUUUAUACUCCUGGGCUGAUAGCAAAAAGAAAAGCAAUCUAAUGCUGAGUUUGUUGGAACCAGGUCGAGAGCCUGUCAGUUGGAUUGGCAAUAUAAAAAACCUGGCUCCCAUCUCUGACUUUGUUGAACCACCCUAUGGAGAGGAUGACAACAAGACUCCGUUCCCAAUCCGACCCGCAGAGAAACACAGCUAUGCACAGAGUUGUGUUGUGUGGAUUAAACCAUCUGGACUCCAGGCUGACAUACAAAAAGUACUCAGACAUGCCAGAAAGUUACCAGAGAAACAUCAGCAAUUCUAUAAGGAGUUAAACAGACUGCGGAGAGCUGCAUUAUCCUUUGGAUUUCAUGACCUUUUUGAAGCCAUGGCGUCCAUGUUGGAUAGAGAGUGCACUAUGCUGCCUGGAUCAGCACAUCCGGACGCUGCACUCCAGCUGACCCAUGCUGCUAAUGUGCUGAGGAGUGAGAUGGCUACAGACAUUGCACAAGUCAUUCUUCCAUUGAGGACCAAUUUCAAUCAAGAUACAACAUGAUUAGAACCUAGUGUUAUAGAAAGGUGCAGAAUCACAGAAAGAAAAACUGAAUCAAUCAUAUUCAGCCUUGUCUCUAUUUGGACUGAAAAUUUGGUCAAAUUGGUGGGAAGCAAAAUUGCAUUCAACGAUGCAAAUAUGAAGAUAAAAGUUGUUCUUCAAUAAAAGUAUGGUAGAAUGAGAAGAAUUGCUUGCAACCUCAUAAAAUGUUGAUUUUGAAUGACCUAACAUUUUUUUUUCUUCAGAUGUUCAUGUGGCAAAAUGAAAUAAAAUGCUACAGUGCCAACA
Messenger RNA from Magallana angulata, 2249 nucleotides. RefSeq names its product integrator complex subunit 14-like. Gene Ontology annotation, biological process: snRNA 3'-end processing. Bases 429 to 1964 code for a protein of 511 amino acids. The transcript has 10 exons. The record is from RefSeq and is a predicted model, not a curated record. Gene Ontology annotation, cellular component: integrator complex. Lineage: Eukaryota; Metazoa; Mollusca; Bivalvia; Ostreida; Ostreidae.